AUGACCUUUUCACGUUCCAAACUACCUUGCAAGCCAUGCAAGCCUGUGGGUGCCGCUGGUAAUACUGCCACUGAGGAGAUGGAGAGAAUCGACGGUGGUGGUGGUCACCCUGUCAACCCCAGCCCGCUCUCUCCCCGCCUAACCUCCCCCCUUGGCUCACCUACUGCCCCGUCUCGUGCAAAUCCUCUCAGCCCCCGCGGUUGCAUGAGUCCUACCGGCCAGGAUCCGACUUGCGAAGAUGUGCUAAGUCCCAGCCGAUCAGGAGCAGCAGCAGGAGAAGCAGAAGCGCGUAGUGAGCUCAGAAAAUUUCGGCUGCACCAAUCCAAGGGUCACCGCCGCCACGGGGCUCUCGCGUUCCUCGCCUCCGAACCUGCCGCAGGCUCGGGUUCAGGCUCGGCCAAGGCAGGCGAGACAGGCACAGCUGGAAAGCAUCUCUGCCCCCCAUCCACAUGCAAUGCCCCCAAUGUGAUCCCGUCCAUGCACCAUGCUGCAGCAGCAAAUGGGCAAGCAGAGGCAGGGAAGGAGAGGGGCGACGGGGGGGAUGCAUGGGAUGGGUGGGAGGAAGGGAGUGGGGAUGGCGUGGCAGGUGACGUGGACGACCCUCAGCUGGAGCUGUAUCGAUGGGAAGGUGACAAGCUGGAAAAGCUGUUCACGGCAUAUGCCAACAAGGGUGACAAGCUGGAGAAGCUGUUCACUGCAUAUGCCAACAAGGGUGACAAGCUGGAGAAGCUGUUUGCUGCAUAUGCCAACAAGGUGGGGGGGGCGCCAGUGGGCUCGUUCAAGUUUGUCUUUGAUGGCGAAGCGCUAAGGAGUGAUUCGACACCAGCUGAGGUGGACCUUGACGAUGAGGACCAGAUUGAAGCUGUGCGGAAAUAA
Molecule: messenger RNA, 876 nt
Organism: Closterium sp. Naga37s-1
Lineage: Eukaryota; Viridiplantae; Streptophyta; Zygnematophyceae; Desmidiales; Closteriaceae
Source: the annotation of a GenBank genome assembly